Molecule: messenger RNA, 1563 nt
Organism: Parnassius apollo (apollo)
Lineage: Eukaryota; Metazoa; Arthropoda; Insecta; Lepidoptera; Papilionidae
Source: the annotation of a GenBank genome assembly
AUGGAAACAUUAGCUGAACUUAACUUGGAGGUAGUUAAUACGGGAAAAAAGCCUACUUUUAGUGCAUACAGAAGAGACACCAUCUGCUCCAGCAUUAUAGACAUUACCGCCUGUACAACAUCACUAUUGCAUAAGAUUGAGAAUUGGAGAGUUGACGAUUCCUUUUGCACUUUAUCUAAUCAUAAGCCAAUUCUUUUCAAAUUUAGUACGACAACUUCAUUUAUUGAGUCAAAAAUCAACAGCACCAGGAAAUACAACACAAGGAAAGCAAACUGGAGCCAUUUCAACGUUGAACUCAAGAGGGCACUAGACAACAACGGCCUAACCAAAGAAAGAAUAGGAGUUAUUAGGACGACACAGGAGAUUGAUGAAUUCGUAAAAACAUAUACAGAAUGCAUAACAAAGGCAUGCGAUGAGACGAUUCCGAAAAUAGAACGAAAACAGUUACCAAAAGCCGCUAAAUGGUGGAACACCGAAAUUAAAGAAAAAAAGGAGAUCAUGAUCAGAUUACGAAGAAGAAUAAGGAAUGCACACCCUACAAGAAAGAACUGGGUCAUAGAACAAUAUCUCGAAGCACGAAAACAAUAUAAGGAAAGUAUAGAAGACGCCACAACCAAAAGCUGGAAAGAACUAUGCACGAACGAGCAGAAAGAAAACGUGUGGCAACGCACAUAUCGGAUAUUGAAGGUCUGUUCUAAUGUGGAGGGAGACAAACUGCUCAAAGACCAAAAUGGGACAAUCCUUUCAGAAAAAGGGUCAGCAACACUUCUAGCUGAAACCUUUUACCCCAAAGAUAAUCCAAACACCGAUACUAAGGAACAGGAUGACAUAAGAACAAAAACAAAUGAACUUAUAGCACAACUCGAAAACAAAACAUUAGAAGUUAAGACACCAUUCGCUAGAACUGAAAUAGAUCAAAUACUAAGCAAUAUGAGUCCUAAAAAAGCCCCGGCACCUGAGACAAUAAUUUCAGUAACUGCGCAGAAGCAAUCAGAGUUAGCAACAAAACUGUCGCUACAGGUAAAAGAAAUGACACAACAAAUCAGUCUCUUAACCCAGAUGAUUGAAGAAUUUAUCAUAAUUCAUAAGGAGACAGGAAAGAAAACACCAGUCCCAGAGCUCAUACAAACAGACACUAAUACUGUCAUCACAGAGAUACAGGAGUUGAAACAAAUGAUUUCGGAAAUCAAAGCAACACCAACCUGUAUCACCACAACAAUAAAUGAACAAAGUGAGGACGUUAAAAAAGUCUUAGAACCGAUCACCAUCACCAUGAAAACUAUGAUGAAGGAUAUAAAUGAAAUGAAAGAAUUCAACACAAGUCAGCUGGCUUUCCAAAGCAAUUCAGGCUUGGGAGCAGAAUUGGCAAUCACGGAAAUUAAGGAUAAGAUUGAUGAACUAAGGAACUACCCCUGCGCUCCACCAAUGGGAAGGGAAACUAACGUACGGGUAGCCGCAUCACCAUAUAAGCCACCGCAAAAGACCUAUGCCAAUGCUGAGACGUCAACGCAAAAAGUGUCUGGUGGGGAUGCGAUGCUGACGAUAAAAGGGGUUCUCAAAUAA